Molecule: messenger RNA, 305 nt
Organism: Perkinsus marinus ATCC 50983
Lineage: Eukaryota; Perkinsozoa; Perkinsida; Perkinsidae
Exons: 1
Biological process (GO): mitotic cell cycle; protein phosphorylation; regulation of cytokinesis
Cellular component (GO): centrosome; nucleus; spindle pole
Molecular function (GO): ATP binding; protein kinase activity
Source: RefSeq, a predicted model, not a curated record
AAGAGGCGGAAACUAUGGAACUUAUUGCGAAUCUUGACAUUGAUGGUGUGCCCAAGAUCCUCGACGUUUUUGAGGACUGUGAUGCGACCUAUAUCGUAUCCGAACUUGGUGGUUUAGAUCUUUACGAGUGGCUCCGACGGCGAUCUACAGUUCGGGAAGAUGCCACUAUUCUGUCUGUCAUCAUGCAAUUAUUGACGAUUUUAGAUUCUCUUCAUGGUUGGGGUAUUUCCCAUAAUGAUAUCAAGUUGGAGAACAUUCUUCUCAACGACUCUGGUGACGUGCAUUUAGUUGAUUUCGGAAGCGCA